ACCGAGGUGCUCUGCCUUACCUGAUAUUAGAGUAGGUUGGGAUGAUUGAUGUAGGUCGAAGUCUUUCUUCUAUUUGUAAGUGUAUUCUCCAGAUCAGAUCCAGUUCCACGGAUUGAGAUUCUUGUUCCUGCUUUCUGCAGGUCUUCAGGUACCGUUGGUAUCUGUACAGUGAUUGAACCUCAGUCUAAGCUCUUCACAACAGCGGAAAACAGUAUGGCGACAACGACUUCGCUCUCAGCCUUACCUACAACAUUGCUUUCAACUACCCUCUCCCUCGCCGCCUCAAACACAACCUCUUCCCUCUACCCAACCGCAACUACAACCCUCUUCUACAACAGUACCUGCAACACAACCCUCUCCUACAACACCACCACAUCCCUCAAUACCACCUCGCUCAUCUGCCUCGUCCCCUCUUCCGGCGGCGGAAACUCCUUCCCCACUUGGAUCUUCGAGCUCUGGCCGCUCGACGUCGCUUUACUGAUCGUCGGCGCUGGGGUUCUAUACGGCUUGGUGUUCUUCUUCGCCGGUAUCGUGAUUCUGGCGUUGAAGUUCUUGAAGUUGUUGGGCAGAGGAGCGAAGGGUGUGGGGAAUGGGGUGGGUAGGGGUGUUGGGAGCGUGAAGAAGGGGGUUAAUAGGAAGGUGGGGCAGACGAGGGAGUGGAAUGAGGGGAGGGUGAAGAGGGUGCAGGAGAGGAGGGAGAAGAGGUUGGUGGAAAUGAGGGGGACUAUUGCUUUGGAGGCUAUUCCGCUUCCUUGAGGUUGGGGGUUUCUUUUCUUUGUUGAUGAUUUGGAUGCGAUGUUUUUGUCUGUUUGUUGGUUUUAAUUUGUAUAUCAGUUUUACUUUUCCGGACUGGAUAUCACGGCAGCAUUUCGUGAAGUGCCCGGAAAUAGAAUAUGCAGGGUCACCCC
Molecule: messenger RNA, 908 nt
Organism: Mollisia scopiformis
Lineage: Eukaryota; Fungi; Ascomycota; Leotiomycetes; Helotiales; Mollisiaceae
Exons: 2
Coding region: 214-756 (180 amino acids)
Source: RefSeq, a predicted model, not a curated record